This is a messenger RNA of Aspergillus japonicus CBS 114.51, 1650 nucleotides long. RefSeq lists its product as uncharacterized. Lineage: Eukaryota; Fungi; Ascomycota; Eurotiomycetes; Eurotiales; Aspergillaceae. The record is from RefSeq and is a predicted model, not a curated record. Bases 1 to 1650 code for a protein of 549 amino acids. The transcript has 2 exons.
AUGCGGUUGUUUCUCCAUCCCGUCCUUUGGAUAGGGCUUUUUUCCUACUACCACCAAGCUUGCGCUCUUUUAGAAGUCUUUGAAGUGUAUCAACCCAUUUCCGUUGCAAGUGAUGGGCACCAUCAAUGUGCAGGAGAAGAGCGCGUCUUAGUGGAUUACGACUUUGGGAAUAGUUAUUCUCUGCCCUAUGUCGGAUUCUAUGAGCCUCCUCGCUGCAAAUUUGACACCGUUCACAUCAACCUUACUGUCACCUCUAAGGGCAGGCAAUAUGAUCGUCUUGCGAUUUUUUAUCUUGGUGAUACUGAAUUGUGGCGCACAUCAACUGCGGAACCAACCAGCGAUGGCAUUGUUUGGACCUAUCUCAAAGACAUGUCACAAUUCAACACCCUCUGGAAAGAGAAGCAAAAGAUAAUAUUUGACCUAGGAAAUAUCAUCACUGAUGUCUAUACUGGGCAUUACAACACAACAUUGACAGCCUAUUUCUCCUACGAGGACAAUGUAAAGACGCCAGAUGCCAUCUUGCCUAUCUCUGCGAGAAGGUCAGUGCAGAAUGCGUCCAGCGACUUUGAGCUUCCAUCGGACAAUGCGACUGUACUUCACCGAUUCCCUCCGAAUACCUCACGUGCUGUCGUUUCAAUCGCCGCCACUGGUCAAUCAACAGAAGAAUUUUGGUGGUCGAACGUCUUUACAUCCGACUCGUGGUCUUUCGAUAAUACCAUCGGGGAGCUGUACGGAUACUCUCCCUUUCGCGAGGUACAACUCUAUAUCGAUGGCAUGAUGGCAGGGGUGGUUUGGCCAUUUCCUAUCAUUUUUACUGGUGGUGUCGCGCCGGGUUUCUGGCGUCCGAUUGUUGGCAUUGACGCCUUCGACUUGAGGCAGCCAGAAAUCGACAUCACCCCGUGGUUACCCAUACUGCUGGACAACAAGACCCAUUCUUUCGAAAUCAGGGUCACAGGUCUCAACAUUUCUGAAGGCGGAGCUGUCACAUUCUCUGAUACUGUUGGGUCCUAUUGGAUCGUGACUGGAACUAUCUUCUUGUACCUGGAUGAAUCCGCACCCCAGUUUUCUCCUGGUCGCAAGCCAAUCUCAAUAGCUCCGCCACCAAAAUUCACAGCGACGCGCAACCUUGUGCAGAAUGCAGCUGGAGGGAAUGAGACAUUGAUUUACUCCAUAACAGCGCAGAGAACCUUUACAGUCCAGUCUACCGAUCAUGCGUGGAGUCAGAACCUUUCCUACUCGAACUAUGGAACUUUGAACCAGCAAGGUCUGAGCCAGAGUAACCUCCAGCAUACUUCUGGCCGUAACCAGCUCAUAGGAAGCAAAGUACUCAACGAUGUCACAUUUGAUUAUCCUUUACUUUGCAACCAGACUUACAAUCUGGACGAUGGGCUUACUAUAAGUGCUUGGAUGCGCAGAGGUCUUGACAUUGAAGCUACAGAAGGCCUAGGGAUCUCAACAUACACUCUUACCUCAGGCCCUCUGAACUUGCACACCGAGCAAAUGGGCACGGCAUUCUACCAAUCAACUUCAAACAAUAGUGCUUCGUAUGGCGAGACAAAAGACGUCUUUGAGAGCGACGCUGAUGGUGUCUCCUAUAGUCGGGAAGUACACGCGGUUAACGGCAGUGUGGUUUAUGACACAGGGAAUUAA